AAAGCUCGUCUGUUUUCAAAUAUCUUGAUGAGGAUGUGGGUGAAUAUCUGCUGCUGCCUUGUGACCUUGGCUCUGGGCUGUGAUGUUGCUGCAGGAAUACAACAAAAAAUAAUCAGAAAUAAGGCGUCCAUCGUUCUGUCCUGUCCUCUCUCUGUGGAGGGGAACGUGACGUGGAGCAGAGAGAAUAAAGGAAGGAAAUUUGUAAUACUUACAGCUGAUUGUAAAACGUUCAUGAGACACAUUAAUGACACACGAUUCACAUUAUCAGCUGAUCAGUCGCUCAUCAUCCAGAGGCCUACUCCAUCAGACUCUGGAAGAUACCUGUGUAAUAAUGAACCAGCUGUGCAACUGACAGUGUUCCCAUCAGAAAUACAACAUCAAGUAAUCAGAAAUAAGGCGUCCAUCGUUCUGUCCUGUCCUCUCUCUGUGAAGGGGAACGUGACGUGGAGCAGAGAGAAUAAAGGAAGGAAAUUUGUAAUACUUACAGCUGAUUGUAAAACGUUCAUGAGACACAUUAAUGACACACGAUUCACGUCAUUACCUGAUCAGUCGCUGUUCAUCCUGAGGCCUACUCCAUCAGACUCUGGAAGAUACCUGUGUAAUAAUGAACCAGCUGUGCAACUGACAGUGUUCCCAUCAGAAAUACAACAAAAAAUAAUCAGAAAUCAGGCGUCCAUCGUUCUGUCCUGUCCUCUCUCUGUGAAGGGGAACGUGACGUGGAGCAGAGAGAAUAAAGGAAGGAAAUUUGUAAUACUUACAGCUGAUUGUAAAACGUUCAUGAGACACAUUAAUGACACACGAUUCACGUCAUUACCUGAUCAGUCGCUGUUCAUCCUGAGGCCUACUCCAUCAGACUCUGGAAGAUACCUGUGUAAUAAUGAACCAGCUGUGCAACUGACAGUGUUCCCAUCAGCUCUGAGGAAAGCGCAGGCCAGCACAGACAAGCAGCUGCAUUUUGGACUGAUGUCUGGAAUAACUGCCACACUCUUCAUAAUCUCCAUCAUCACUGUUCUUUCCGCUGGGAGGUGCAGGUCUACCAAACAAGGAAAUGAGAAGAAAGGCCACACCUGUCACCACACAGUUGAUGUCAGCAGGUCUGAACCUGCAAACUGUGAGAAACAGGAAGUGUUAAGAGAGACUUUGCCAGGAAAUGAAGAAGAAGACCAUGUCUAUCAUUAUAUAGUUGAUGGUCUGCAAAGCAGCAAAGACAACAGAAAUGCACAUUCAUCAGCUGCUUACUCCUUGGCCAGUUUUCCAGGUCCAUCACAGGGGACUCAUUCAUCCUAUUCCUUACAACAGAUUCCCAAAGCCAAAAGAAAUGAUGGCAACCACUUUCCACAGCUGAAGCUGGAAUGUUAGAAAAAAAAAAAAAAAAAGCUCUUUUUCUGUGUUAGAAGUUAAAACUGGAUAUUCAACCUUUUCCAAAACAGCUUCAGUAUCAUUUAAUUCAUAUUUACUGUUAUUAAAAAAUAAUGACUGAUUUAUUC
Archocentrus centrarchus (flier cichlid) is the source of this 1487-nucleotide messenger RNA. RefSeq lists its product as uncharacterized. Lineage: Eukaryota; Metazoa; Chordata; Actinopteri; Cichliformes; Cichlidae. The coding region runs from base 28 to 1359 and encodes 443 amino acids. The record is from RefSeq and is a predicted model, not a curated record. The transcript is spliced from 9 exons.